AAAUAGCUGAGCAAUUACAUACAGCCAUCCAAUAGUCGGUGUAAGUUCGGUGACUAGUCAGUGAAUUUUGUGGUUAUUCUUUUCUGUUUAUUUUAAUACAAGUCAAUUUUUAUAAAUUUUCAAAAUGAACGGUCUUUUGUUGUGUCUCGUCGUCGCCACGGUCGCCAUUGUCUCCGCUGAGCCGCCAAGCAGCUACAGCCGACCAUCGUUCGGUGGUGGACACUCAUCCGGCGGUUUCGGCGGUUACUCUUCCGGCGGUGGUGGAGGAUACUCAUCCGGAGGCAGCGGUUUCUCUUCCGGCGGCGGUGGAUACUCGUCCGGCGGCAGCGGUUACUCUUCCGGCGGUGGCGGAUACUCGUCCGGCGGCAGCGGUUACUCGUCCGGCGGCAGCUACGUGCCUGUAGCCCCAGGACCAUCCACAUACGAAGGACAGUACGUUGAUGGACAAUUGCUCGAACAGAUCAAACAGAUCGUACUCAGAGACGAAGCCCAGAACUCCGGAUCCUCCUCCGGCGGAUACCCGUCCUCGUCCUACGGCGCCCCGUCCUCAUCUUACGGCGCACCGUCCUCAUCCUACGGAGCCCCGUCUUCGUCUUACGGAGCCCCGUCAUCGUCCUACGGAGUCCCGUCCCAGUCGUACUCCAGCCGCGUUGUUGGCGUCGAACUGGAACAGGUGAAGCCAGCCAUCCAAGUGGCCCAAUUCCAACAGUCCGGUGGAUACUCGUCCGGCGGUGGCUACUCGUCCGGCGGUGGUUACUCAUCCGGCCCAUCCUCCUCUUACGGAGCUCCAUCCAGGCCGUCAUCGUCCUACGGAGCACCGUCGUCCUCUUACUAAUAGCUGUCGGUGCGCAGCUCGGCUCGUCGACACCAUCUCGCACGAAAAACACCACAAACCGCAGUAACCCGCAUAAAAUAUUAUAAUAUCCAUCAUCAUCGCAUAACGUACACAGACUAUCCUCCGCCCUUUCGACGCCGCCGUGCCAGACCGCAACGCGAUCUACCUGUACGGCAGCUUUUACUGCUUUACAUAUUUUUUAUUACUAUAUUACUAUGCACUCGCGAUCUGCAGUUCUUCUCUACAACAUUCGUAAAUCAAAUUCAAAAAAAGCGAGUGUACGAUAUAUAUGUUGUACGUAAUAUAUAUAAUAGUAUAAUGAUACGACGCAUCGUUGUGUGGAUGACAUAAUACAUAUAUGUAUACCUAUAUAGAUAUUAUAAUAUAUAUAGUGUGAGCUUACGACAAAGUGUAUAUAUGUAUUAGUUUACCGUUGACAUCGACACGGCGGCGAGAAAGAGCACAUAAUUUUCGUAUUUUUUCUGAACUGUAUUUUUUUUUAUAUUUUGUUAUAUAUAUAAUGUUUUUUUUUUUUAUCUAUUGUUAUACGCGUGUAGUCGAAAGUUAAGCCAUAUCGCAUACUUAGAUACUUA
Molecule: messenger RNA, 1428 nt
Organism: Myzus persicae (green peach aphid)
Lineage: Eukaryota; Metazoa; Arthropoda; Insecta; Hemiptera; Aphididae
Product: loricrin
Exons: 2
Coding region: 125-835 (236 amino acids)
Source: RefSeq, a predicted model, not a curated record